AUGCGUCCUCUCACAGAAGAAGAGACCAAGACGCUCUUCGAGAAGCUCGCCAACUACGUGGGCAAGAACCUCGUGCACCUCAUCGAUCGACCCGAGGAUCCGCACGUCUUCCGCCUUCACCGCGACCGCGUCUACUACGUCUCGGAGGCGUCGAUGCGUCUGGCGGUGUCGAUCGCGCGUCCGAACCUCAUGUCGCUCGGCACGUGCUUUGGCAAGUUCUCCAAGACGGGCAAGUUCCGUCUGCACGUCACGUCGCUCGACUACCUCGCGCAGCACGCCAAAUACAAGGUGUGGAUCAAGCCCAACGGCGAGCUGCCCUUCCUGUACGGCAACCACGUCGUCAAGGCGCAUCUCGGAAGGAUUACGGAUGAUACUCCGGAACACGCGGGUGUCGUCGUGCUCAGCAUGAGCAACACCCCGCUUGGGUUUGGUGUGACCGCUAGGAGCACCGUGGAUACAAGAAAGCAGGAUCCUACGAGCAUCAUUGUCUUCCACCAGGCCGAUGUGGGAGAGUAUCUUAGGGACGAAGAUACGCUCUUCUGA
Messenger RNA from Moesziomyces antarcticus, 543 nucleotides. RefSeq names its product ribosome biogenesis protein NIP7. The record is from RefSeq and is a predicted model, not a curated record. Gene Ontology annotation, biological process: ribosomal large subunit biogenesis; ribosome assembly. NCBI's taxonomy places the organism in Eukaryota, Fungi, Basidiomycota, Ustilaginomycetes, Ustilaginales, Ustilaginaceae. Gene Ontology annotation, cellular component: nucleus; nucleolus; preribosome, large subunit precursor. The transcript has a single exon. Bases 1 to 543 code for a protein of 180 amino acids. Gene Ontology annotation, molecular function: RNA binding.